Messenger RNA from Phycomyces blakesleeanus NRRL 1555(-), 1326 nucleotides. RefSeq lists its product as hypothetical. Gene Ontology annotation, biological process: proton transmembrane transport. Gene Ontology annotation, cellular component: fungal-type vacuole membrane; vacuolar proton-transporting V-type ATPase, V1 domain. Bases 1 to 1326 code for a protein of 441 amino acids. NCBI's taxonomy places the organism in Eukaryota, Fungi, Mucoromycota, Mucoromycetes, Mucorales, Phycomycetaceae. The record is from RefSeq and is a predicted model, not a curated record. Gene Ontology annotation, molecular function: proton-transporting ATPase activity, rotational mechanism. The transcript has 11 exons.
AUGGCAGACGUUCCAGAAGUACCACUUGCAUUAGUCACUAACGGCUAUUUUGAGACAAAAGCUGCUAGUGUUAGACAAAAGCAAAUCCUCUGGGAGGGUUAUAAGCAAUCCAAAGUCUUGUCUGUUGAUCAAGUUGAGCUCAUCAAGGCCAUUGACAAAAAACCUCACGAGAUUAUCAACUCUACUUUCCAAAGCAAUGGAAAGGUCUAUGCCUCUCUCAUCUUGCAUGCCUUGAAGAACAUUGCUCGACCAGACACUGUUCAGUACGUUUGUGUGUUGAGCGAUGACAUUUUAACCGCCGACAACGAAAAUUCCCGUUUCUUCUAUGAGGCUGUUGACGGGGACUCUGUUACUCUUUUUGCUCCAUUUGUCAAAGCUCUCCAGUCGGAUGAUGAGUUUACUGCUCUUCAAGCUAGUAAGAUUUUGACGAUCCUUGCAUGUGCUGCCCCUGCACCUUCCAAAGUCGAUCUUUCGGACCUGUACCGUUGGAUCACCCUUCAACUUAACCAGCAUAGACCAGAGAUUGUUGAUCUAAUCGUCCAGGAGUUGGAGUCAAUCUUGCGCGUUCGACAGUACCGUAUCGCUUUCUGGGAAACACCAAAUGCUAUGAAAGAAUUGAUCCGCCGUGCAGAUAAGGCCACUGCUACACCCCAAAUGCUUUACCAGGUUAUUUUUUGCCUUUGGUUGCUAACUUUUGAGCCCAAGAUUGCUGCUGAAAUCAACGAAAAGUAUGAUAUCAUUCCUCUUUUGGUUGAUAUUGCCAAGGCAGCUGUCAAAGAAAAGGUUAUUCGUGUCGCCAUCGCUACCCUCAAGAAUUUGGUGGCAAAGGCUCCUGCACAAAACUUAGCCGCAAUGCUUGUUGUCAAACUGUUGCCUUUUACUGAGAAUCUUAGCGGACGUAAAUGGUCAGAUGCAGAUAUCCUCGAAGAUGUGAACUAUUUGAAGGAAAAGCUGCAAGAGAACUUCCAGAGUCUCACAACAUUUGAACAAUACGCAUCCGAGAUUGAAACCGGAAAGUUGGAAUGGUCUCCUCCUCACAAAUCUGAAGUAUUCUGGAAAGAGAAUGCAUCAAAGUUGGAUGAGAACAACUAUAGUUUGUUGAGAGCUCUUGCACGUAUAUUGAGUACAGCAUCAAGCCCUCUGGUAUUGGCUGUGGCCGCAAAUGAUGUUGGCCAGUAUAUCAAGUACUCUUCAAAGGCAGGGAAGAGAAUUCUCCAAGACGUUGGCGCUAAGCAGCGCAUUAUGGAAUUGAUGACCCACGAAGACCAAGAAGUCAGAUACCAGGCCCUUUCAGCCGUUCAGAAAUACAUGCACCAAGCAUGGUAA